Molecule: messenger RNA, 420 nt
Organism: Effrenium voratum
Lineage: Eukaryota; Dinophyceae; Suessiales; Symbiodiniaceae
Source: the annotation of a GenBank genome assembly
GACCCAGCUGCAAAGGCGGCCAAGAAGGUCGCUCCGGAUGCCAAGGCCGUCAAGGCCCCCAACGCUGGUGACCCCACGGCCGCCGACCUCAAGCCUGCAAAGGCGCCCAAGAAGGCUGCCAAGGCCAAGGCCCGGGCAGCCUCCCCAGAGGAGAUCAAGUUGCAGGCCCAGCGGGUCUUCGCGAGAAGGAUGAGGCCCAAGACCCCAGCCGCACUGGAGGUCUGGGACGUCAUCGUGAAUGUCUGGAAAAUCGCCCCGAGCCUGCAGUUCAAGCACAACAUGAAGUCGCAGUACCAGUGGUGGGACACAGCCCACGCCAAGGUGCACAGCAUGCCAGGGGCGCGCACAGCCACGGCAAUGAAGGACACACUCCUCAUGCUGGCACCGGUGUUUUUGACCGGGUUUGACCCGGCCGAGUAG